AUGGCCCGGUUUCAGGAAUGCCUCAUUACCGGUGCGCCGACCGAAGAGAAGGACCAGAAGGUCAUUGCCGACACGCUCUUCACGUGGGCACGGGAGCGCGGCGCGAUCGACUUUUCCCACUGGUUCUUCCCGCUUCGAGGCGGAGGUGGUGCUGUGGGUGGAAUGCUGGGUGCAUUCAAGCAGGAUACUUUGAUGGAUCUCGAGUUCUCCUCGAAGUUCACGACUAAGCCGAUGAAGGCGUGCCUCCCGGCGGAGCGCCUGUUUCAGGGCGAGACGGAUGGCUCCUCCUUCCCCAAUGGCGGACUUCGUGUGACGCACUCGGCCGCGGCUUUCACCACUUGGGACCGUGCAAGCCCACCCUUUGUGACGAACAAGACGCUGUACAUCCCCUGUGCCUUCAUCACCCACUUUGGGAAGUGCAUCGAUGAGAAGACGCCUCUGUUGCGUUCGAUGGACGCUGUGAAGACUCACGGAUACCGGGCCAUGACUUAUCUUGUUGGGAGUAGGAUAUCGCUGGCUUUUCAAACAUGCUGUCAUCACCUACUCCUGGCCAUCGUGUGUACCUGGGUCCCAACCACCCUGCCUUUCCCAGAACUUUACAACGAGCUGAUAGCAAGGAGCUAUUUGGGGUCCAUCCUAGAGGCCAGAAGGUAA
This is a messenger RNA of Symbiodinium sp. CCMP2592, 654 nucleotides long. NCBI's taxonomy places the organism in Eukaryota, Dinophyceae, Suessiales, Symbiodiniaceae. The record is from the annotation of a GenBank genome assembly.